AGCAAGAACUAACAAAAUACCAUCACAUGGCCUAUAAUCCAAAAUGAAGUGGGUCAGGAAAGAGAAGAUGUCAACAACAGCUACAAGCCAAAACCAGUUCCACUUACUGGACCAGCAUCUGGAGCCUUUUUCAGGUCAGUCACAGUGCCUGUUUGAUAGUUAUUACCCACAAACUUCAGAGGUACAAGCUACUGACCCAGUGACCCUACUCGAGGGACUCCAUGAUUCCAACAGCAACCCUUCAAAUCCUGUCUUCCCAUCUUUAUCAGAAGAAAAGGAGUAUACUCGGAGGAUGAAAAUCAACAAAUCCCCAGGAUUACCAAAAGCCAAGGAAACUCCCUUAUCCUACAAGGCAAUGGAUGAUUGUCUAUUCAAGAGCCCUGAGAUUGGUCUUGGCAUCUUGCUGGAACCCGUGCAGGAAGAAAGCACAAGGAAAAAUAUUGACUGUGAAUUUCAAUUUAGGCUAACCUCCCUUACCAAAACCUAUAAACCUGAUUUUGUUGCUGUUUUGGAACUUAUGAUUCAGGAACAUAAAGUCAAUACUACUAGAGUUCAGCUUGGUUUCUCUAAUUGUGCUUCAGCGCUUAACAACAAGCUUUGGCUUUUCUGGAAUGGGGAUAGAUUCAAACUAUUAUUCUUUCAAGAGUUUGGUCAAAUGUACACCUGUCACUUCUGGGAUAAUAACCUCAGCACCAAGUGUAGCAUCACCUCAAUUUAUGGCAAACACACUGGAAGUCAGAGAAAGGAACUAUGGAAGGACAUCUCUGAUAAUGUUAUCAGUGAUCACCUUUGGAUUUUAGGGGGUGACUUUAAUGUUAUUUGCUCCCUUGAGGAGCACCAAGGCCUAACCACCCCCACCCUGGCAGACAUUACAGACUUCAAAGACUGCAUUGAAGCCAUCCCACUCAUUUGCCCAGCCUUUGAAGGAGGGCUCAAGGCUACACUUAAAAACUGGAGCAGGGAAACAUUUGGUGACAUCUUUGAAGCUGUAAAUGAAGUAGAAUUUAAAGCAGUGAAGGCACAAGAAUACCUCAUCACCCUAGAGGACAAUUUCAUGAUGGGCAGAAUCCCAAAUGAAGCAGAAAUCCAAAAAGAAGUUUGGGAUCUUAGUCCUACUAGCUCAGCAGGCCCUGAUGGAUUCAAUGGCAGCUUUUUUAGAGUCUGCUGGAGUAUCAUUAAAGAGGAUGUCAUCAAGGUCACUCAAGAAGUUUUCCUAGAAGUCCCUAUUCCAAUGGCCUUUGGAAGCACUCUCAUCACUCUGAUCCCUAAGAAGAAAGUCUGUAAGCAUUUUUCAGACUAUAGGUCCAUUUCUCUCUCUACUCUUAUGAGCAAGAUUAACUCCAGGAUCCUGGCCUCUAGGCUACAAACUCUCUUAUCUAAAAUCAUCUCUAAGGAGCAAGCUGGGUUCCAAAAGGGAAUGGGUGUGGAUGAUCAUAUCCUAAUGACUUGUGAAAUGGUCCACAGUCUAGAUAAACAUUGUGACAGUGGCAAUGCUAUCAUCAAGUUAGACAUGGCUAAGGCAUUUGAUAAAAUCGAAUAGAGCUUUUUAAAGGGGGUUUUAAAAAGAUUUGGCUUCUCACAGUAUGUUCAAGACUUGUUACUUGCAAACCUAAUUGGCACCCAUAUUUCAAUCCUAAUUAAUGGAUGUCCAACAGGUUUUUUCAAAAUGGAAAGAGGAGUAAAGCAGGGGGACCCAC
Cuscuta campestris is the source of this 1697-nucleotide messenger RNA. Lineage: Eukaryota; Viridiplantae; Streptophyta; Magnoliopsida; Solanales; Convolvulaceae. The record is from the annotation of a GenBank genome assembly.